Messenger RNA from Hemisphaericaspora subhashii, 645 nucleotides. RefSeq lists its product as uncharacterized. Bases 1 to 645 code for a protein of 214 amino acids. The transcript has a single exon. Lineage: Eukaryota; Fungi; Ascomycota; Pichiomycetes; Serinales; Debaryomycetaceae. The record is from RefSeq and is a predicted model, not a curated record.
AUGGACAACUGGCCCAAUUAUUUAGCUUAUGCCGUUCACAUGUAUAAUUCUACUCCCAGUAUUUUCAACACAACUCCAUAUUACCUUGCAAUUGGUCGAACAAGUGUCUUAAAUGAAUUUGCUAAAAAGAUGCUUGAACAAUAUACAACUGAAACCAUUCAACGUCCGAUGCGAGAAGAGGAUGGCGCUGAUGAACACGACGCUUUUACAAUGAGACUCUACGAACUUGAUAUGAUGAAGAAAGACAGAGAUGUCCAUAAUGAUUUGAAGAGAAGAAGAAGACAAAUUGUAAACCUAUUAAAAAAACCAUUCGGUAUUCCCGCUGGUUAUUCAAAAGGAGAUUGGGUAUUCAAGAAAAAAAGAAAAUCGAAGAAAACCGAUCCAGAAUAUGACGGUCCUUACCAGAUUAUGAAAGUUAUCGAAAAAGGAGCUUAUCAACUUAGAAAUAUUAAUGGAAGAAUCGAGAAAGGAACUUAUAAUCAAGAUAUGUUAAAGCCAAGUUUUACUUAUGAAGAUAGUCCAAUUCAUGCUGCUACUUUAUUGAAGAAUGGAUUGAGAGAGGCUGAGAGAAAACUUGUGAAUAAGAUGGUAGAUGAAAUUAACAACCAAACCCAGGGAGAGAAAGGGGAUGCUGUUGUUUCUUAG